Messenger RNA from Aspergillus pseudoviridinutans, 315 nucleotides. RefSeq lists its product as uncharacterized. Gene Ontology annotation, biological process: mitochondrial respiratory chain complex IV assembly. The coding region runs from base 1 to 315 and encodes 104 amino acids. Lineage: Eukaryota; Fungi; Ascomycota; Eurotiomycetes; Eurotiales; Aspergillaceae. The record is from RefSeq and is a predicted model, not a curated record. The transcript is spliced from 2 exons. Gene Ontology annotation, cellular component: mitochondrial inner membrane.
AUGCCUGCAGGAAUUUUCAAUUCGACAUAUUACGGCAAGGACUACCGCGCCGGUGCGGCUCUCCUUCGCGCUCGUCGCCCCUAUCUCUUCAAGAAUGCUCUUACUGGACUCGGUCUCGUCGCUUUCACCAUCAGUGUCUGUACGUACUCCCUACGAACCCCACUUCUUGAGAAGAAGGCACGACGAGAAGCACGGUUUGCUUAUACAAAAGGAAAUUUCCCAGAUGCAUACACCAUCCGCGCAGUUGGCCAGGACGAAUUCUCCGACGUGAAGGUCCCCGAUACGCCCGUGAAACCUCAGCAGCAGAAGCAAUGA